This is a messenger RNA of Blepharisma stoltei, 2589 nucleotides long. The record is from the annotation of a GenBank genome assembly. NCBI's taxonomy places the organism in Eukaryota, Ciliophora, Heterotrichea, Heterotrichida, Blepharismidae.
AUGCCAAAUUUCAAAAGUAAUACAUUUAAAAGCAAUAAAGCAGUAUAUGGUGAAAAUAUUGCUUCAUACCCAGUAUCCAUGAAAAUUAUUAAUACGAAUUGAACAGGGCAGCUCAAAGAUAUAGCGUCUGGGCAAGUAUCAAGUACCCCUCUGUUUGUUGCUCUUACUGAUCACUUAAUUUCGAUUUAAUAAAUAAUUUAUGAAAAUAUCUUCAAGUCAAAAAAUUUUCAUUAAAUAAAAAUAUUUUUAUAAUAAUAUGAUUAUAUAUAAGGCGGAAAAUUAGGCGCUGUUGUUAGUACUGAUAAUUCCAGUGUUGGUGAAUUAAUAUCUCUUUCUCAAGGUGUUAUUUUAUCAGGUGAGCUUAAGGUUACAGCGACCAGUGGAGUUUUCAAUUUUUCCUCUUUUGUGAUUUCUGCGGAGCCUGGCACAAGUUUUGAAAUAGAAGUUCAAACUACUGGAAUUGAUACCUCAAAAAGUGCCAAAGCUAGAGACGGAUUGACUUAUAAUUCAAGUAUACUUGUUAACGUUACUUUAAGGCAUUGUGUUUUAGGAGAAGCUAGAGUUGGUGUUAAUUGUGUUGCCUGUCCAAAGGAUUUUUACAGUUUAGAUCCGCAAAAUGAUCAAUGUUUUCCUUGCCCUGAUGAGGCUAUUUGUUAUGGAAAUUACACGAUGGUUCCUAAACCAGGAUAUUGAAGAUUUAGCAUGCUAACUCUCUAAAAGUUAGCCAGUAAAAAACAUGCUAAAUUUCUAAGAAAGCACUGACCUUUGCUUAUAAAGCAAAAAUUUUUUGCAUUAAUAUUUUAUAGAUAAUUUAUAGAGAAUUUAAUUUAAAUUAUUCUAAAAAAUAAAAUUUUUAAAUUAAAAUGAAUUUAUCUAAAUCAAAAAUAAUUUGUUUAAAUAAGAUUUAUUAUUAAAAAUUUUAUUAAAAAAUACCCUUUAUUAGUGUAUAGCUAAAAAAUAAAAAUUGCUCCAGAGCGGAAAUUAAGUAAAAAAUUUUGACCUUGUCCUAAUUCAGAUGCCUGCAUUGGCUCUGAUUCACAAAAUAUAUCGUAUACGGGAAAUUGCCUUGAAGGAUACACUGGGAAUUUAUGUCAAAGCUGUGCAAAAUGGUACUCUAGCCAAUCAAAAAAUCAAUGUUCAAAAUGUCAAAGCCUUACUGUAAUUACUAUAAAAGCUACUGGAAUUGCCCUUGGAUUUCUUAUACUUUGCUGAUUUAUAACAAGAACUUCUUACAACUCUGCAUAUAAACCAAAAUCAUUAUCAAGCAUUUAUAUCAAAAUUCUAAUCAAUUAUUUUCAGCUGAUUUCUUUAACUACCACUUUUAGCCUAUCUUGGCCAAAUUAUGUAAAAGAACUAUUUUCUAUCCAAAAUAACGCAAGUUUUAUAAGUGACCAAAUUUUUUCAUUUGACUGUUUUUUAUAUCACAAUAAAGCUUUUUGAGAAGAAACUGCUAUUUAUUACCAAAAAUUGUUCAUUAUGGCGAUUUUGCCAUUUUCUAUUCCUCUCAUUUCUGCUAUUUAUUGGCUUUUUGUGUCAUUAGUAAAAAAAUCCUUUUCAUUAGCAUGAAACAAUAUAGUCACAAAUUCAAUUAUUGCUUCAUUUUUAAUCCACCCAAGCUUAAUAAAGUACUAUUUUAGCUCUUUUGAUUGCACAGAGCUAGAUGACAAUAAGUAUUGGCUGAUAAGUGACUUAAAUUUACGAUGCUGGGGUAGCCAGCAUGUUUUUAAUAUAGCCGCCAUAUCCUUACCUGCAAUUCUUGUAUGGGAAAUCAGGAUGCCGACAAUGUGUUUAUUUAUGCUACUAAAAAAUAGAGGUCAGCUAGAUAAUAUUAAUAUGAGAAUUAAAUACGGUUUUCUAUACAACGGAUACAAGCCAGAAAGUUAUUAUUGGGAAUUUGUGAUUAUUUAUAGAAAAAUUGGGAUUAUUUGUGUUACUGUAUUUUUGGCUUCAGUCUCAGUUAGCAUGCAAGCACUUACUGCUGUUUCUGUUUUAGUAGCAAGUUUGUAUUUUCAAUUUAAAAUAAAACCUUAUAAUGGAGAUGACCUCAAUAGGCUUGAAGCAAUAUCUAUUUCUGCAUCAACAGUAACAAUUUAUUGUGGAAUGUAUUAUUUAACUGGAUCUCUAGAUUACUUUACUGAACUUAUGUUUUUUAUUAUAAUUGUUUUAGCUAAUUUGUCUUUCAUGAUAUACUGAGGAUUUAAAUUAGGAAGUGCCUAUAUAGCUAUUAUAAAAGAAAAAUUAUUCGAUUUUAGAAAAAAAUUCCGAGUAAAAGAUUCGAGCAGUACAACUAACUUCACCUUAAAACAAAGGAAAUGAAUUGAAAUAGCUGAUCGAGAAAAUUCUCCAAAAAUGAUAGAUUUUAGCAAAAUUUCAAUGAUAGAUUUAUUUUUAGGAAAACUAAAAGGAGGGUCUUCCAGCAGAUAUAUGAUAAAUAAAGAAGAUUUUAGUAUAGAAGACGAGCAAAAGGACUUAGAUAAAAUUAAUAUCGAGGAAAAAAUUAUUUUUUCAGAUAAAAUAGCUUCAGAAAGUGUGCCAUGCGAAUGGACUGAAAGUUUCAGGAUGCAUAAUUUAAAUGCUAUAACCUAUUAA